CGCCAGGGUGUAAAACGGAAACGCGCGUCCCGCUCCUGAAAUUGAAGAAAUCCAGAGCUUUGCAGUUUGAUGAUUAUUUUCGACAGAAAUGGCAUUUACACGAUUUCUAGAAUUACUCUUCUUCGUGUAUUUUGCAGUACACAUACCAGUUUCUAUCUUGUUCGACUCCCAGGCCAUAUUUCCUCGGCAGUGGUACCCAGACUUUUUGGUGACCCCUAAAUUGGAGUAUACUACUCAAUACAAAGAUGUUCUUUUUGCAGAGCUUCCCAUCUGGUAUAAAUCUUUCAUCUAUGUAGAGAUAUUCAUCCAGUUUCCAUUCUUCUUUGUAGCCGCUUAUGCAUUCUACAAAGGCAACUGCAAGUGGAUCCGGAUCCCUGCCAUUGUAUAUGGUGCUCAUACAGCAACCACAGUAAUACCAAUUGUAGCUGAGAUCUUUUUCAAUGAUUUUGCCAAUACCACCACCCCCGCCCCAAGUACCUUCCAGGAAAGGGCAACCCUUGUUGGGAUUUAUGCCCCAUUCCUUGUUGUUCCAUUCAUCUUGUUAUUCACCAUGCUCUUCAACACAGAUUACAUUGAUGGAGGAAGAGAUAGAAAACAAAAGGUUAAUUAAGCAAGGUUUAGUGUCUUAAUAGGAGAAGGAAAAUAACAAUAACAUUCCAUAAGUUCACAAACUGAUGGAUUUUGAGGAAAAAGUUCCUCUGAUUGUUCUUAUCAGUGCUUUUAUAAGAGCAGUAAUGAUGUUGGCAUAUUCUACAAAAAAAGAAAAAAGGGGAAAAAAAAAAUUUGACAAGUAGAUAGGUAUUAAGUUUGAACAAUCGGAAAGUUAUGAAUUUUUUAACUUGUAAAAAUUGGUCACCAUUAUACCCAUGGAGACUACAAACUGACCGUAGUGAUAAUGUCAGUGAUGUGAGGCAAGUAUUACUUUCAUUUACUCCAAGACAAAUAAUGGCUAAAAAAAAAAAUUCUUCAAAAAUUUUACUUCAAAUUAUCUUAUCUUUCAUUAGGAUAUAAAACGAUAAGCUACCUUUGUUAUAUUUUGAUUUCUGCCUCGGGUGAAUAGGUAUAGUAAUUGGGAGGAAACAACAAAUCCCUGACAAUUAAGCACAUGGCCUAUUGGAACGUUGCCCCUGCCACUUGUCAUAAUAUGAGAUUUACAUAGUCUUAAUAGGGAUUUCAAUUUCAUAACGGCCGUAACUUUCUUAUUGCUUGUCUGAUUUCUUUCAAACUUUCACCAUUCCGUUUUACUUAUUUUCUCCUCUCUCAUAUUAUUACAUAUGUGAGUUCCACCUUUAACUGAAUAUUAAUUGAGAGACCAAUUAUUCUGAAUGUAGGCGAAGUUCUCAUUAAUUCAAGCAUCACCUGAAUAAACUCUAAAUUUCCUGUAAUUUCCAUUGAUUUGAGUAGAAUGUUCUUGACGAAGCAUUGCAUUAUUGGUUAAAUAUUGAUCAAAUGAACUACACAAAUACAAUUUAUUGAAAUGUAUAUGUAUGAUGUGUUAUCACUACUUUAUUUUUCAUUUUUGUGAAAUGAAUAGAUGGACUCUUUCUUCCUGCCUUGUCAAAUAGUGACUAUAUAAUAAUAAUAUGUCCAUUUAUAUAGCGCAGUUACUAUGUGCAUAUACUCAACUGCGCUUUGAUACUUGGUAUCAUAUUAUUACCCCGGCCGUAGCUGAGCCGCCAUAUUAAUAGGCGCUCAAGCGUUCAAGGAAUAAAUCCUACUGGGUACCCAUUCACCUCACCUGGGUUGAGUGCAGCACAAUGUGGAUAAAUUUCUUGCCGAAGGAAAUUACGCCAUGGCUGGGAUUCGAACCCACGACCCUCUGUUUCAAAGUCCGGAGACUAAUCCACUGGGCCACAAUGCUCCAGGUAUACAUAUCUAUAUGUAUGUAUACAUAUAUAUAUAACCUUUUCCCAUUUUUUAUUUUGAAAUGCAACUAAAUUUGCAUAGGAGUCAUGUAAUUCGUUAAAACUAUCAUUUGAAAAAGAAAGCUCAUUUAGUUAGAUUUUUGUGUAGAUAUCAUAAAGUAGUUUUUUGUGUGUUUUGUUUUUGAUCUUGUGCAACAACAUUGUGGUUUAAACAGAAUUGUACAUUGAAAUUAAAAUAUUACAUGUACUUGCUUCUAGGAUCUUGUGGAUUAAGGGUCUCUCAAUUGGUACAAUUGUAGAAGCACUUGUUCCUUCCGUAAUUUUAUGAAUUGUUUUUUAUGAUUUGAAGUUGUAUACUACAAAUGCUGCUUAGAAAAAAUGAUUAGUUUUCAUUUGAAGGUAUAAAAUCAGGAUAACAAGGUAUUCAUGUGAAAGUUUUAAUUUUUUAUGGUAUAAGCACAGUGAGAGGGAAAAAAGCCAUUAUUAGGAAUUAUACUGGGAAUAUUGCCAUAUUGCAUAUUAUCGUAACUUACAUAUAGAAUCAGGGAUUUGAUAUUUCAGGGAUAUUUUCGUUUAUAAGUAUUCCCUUUUUUUAGAAAUAUUCCUUCAACAGGACUUUCGCUUUAUUUUGAGAAAAUUACAAGAUAAUAAUUUUAAAUGUUUCCUCCAUGUAUACAUGUAUUUGUGGAUGCAGUUUCAAAGUAUUCAUUUCUCUUCAAAAUGGAUGAUGCAAUAUUACUUCAUGAUUUCUCAACUUAACUAGUACGUUGUAUAUCAAUGUGAGUUGUAUGAAGACAGUCCAACUAUUUAGAUUACUACAAUUCUAAUUAAUUUUCAUCAUCACCACCACCACCACCAUCAUCACCAUCACCAAAUCAUAAUCAUCAUCACCAUAUAUCAUUAACAUCAUCAGUCAUCGUCAUCAGUUCCUAAUUAUCAUCGUCAUCAUUCAUCACUAUUGGAUUAUUCCCACCGGUAUUUGUGUAAUUUUUUUAUACCAUAAAUACAUGUACUUCUAUCGAUUUUGAAAAUCAUAUCUGAUAAUCAGAUUUCAUCUCAGUGUUUAUGCUUGUGCACAUUUUCUCUUAUUAAAUCAGAAAAAAAUUCA
Messenger RNA from Lytechinus pictus (painted urchin), 2973 nucleotides. RefSeq names its product sigma intracellular receptor 2-like. The transcript is spliced from 3 exons. The record is from RefSeq and is a predicted model, not a curated record. The coding region runs from base 89 to 610 and encodes 173 amino acids. NCBI's taxonomy places the organism in Eukaryota, Metazoa, Echinodermata, Echinoidea, Temnopleuroida, Toxopneustidae. Gene Ontology annotation, cellular component: endoplasmic reticulum.